CUCUUCUUCCCUGCAGGGCUCCCCCCCCCCCGCAUCUCCAUGGCCUCCCGCAUCCUGCACCGCCUGCGGCAUGCGCUGACCGGAGAGGGCGAGCGGGACGGGCUGGCAGGCUGCAGCUCGGAAGCGGAAGAGUUCCCAGAAAGCUCCGAGCUGGAGGAUGACACAGAGGGCCUCUCCACGCGGCUCAGUGGGACGCUGAGCUUCACCAGCAACGAUGAGGAGGAGGAGGGAGAGGAGGAUGAGGACAUUGGCGUGGCUGGGCAAGGGCAGCCCCCAGAGCCAGACCUGCUGGGCGAAGCCACGGAGGACGCUGAUCACAGCCCCCCGACGGAGCGCAGGGGCAGCAACCUGCUCACCCGGCAGCUGCAGGAGCUCUGGAGGAAAUCGCGGGGCAGCUUCGUGCCCCAGCGCCUCCUGUUCGAGGUCACCAGCGCCAACGUGGUCAGCGAGCAGAACUCCAAGUACGUGCUCUACACCGUCUACUUGAUCCGCGCGGGGCAGUUCGACAAAGCGCCCGCCUGCAUCUCCCGCCGCUACUCUGACUUCGAGCGGCUGAACCGGCACCUGCGCCGGCGCUUCUGCGGCGACAUGGCGGGCGUCUCCUUCCCCCGGAAGCGGCUGCGGCGCAACUUUGCGGCCGAGACCAUCGCCAAGCGCAGCCGCGCCUUCGAGCAGUUCCUGUCCCACCUGCAUUCGCUGCCGGAGAUCCGACGCUCGGCCGACUACCUGGAGUUCUUCUUCCUGCGCGACCUGCAGGCGGCGCAGAGCCUGACGUGCUCCGGGAGGUACCCGGAGGCCCUGGCGGCCUGGGCCAACGCCCACCAGCUGCAGGAGAGGCUGGGCGCCUGCCGCUCGGGCCACUUCCUGCUGACGCUGGCCGGCCUGGCCGUCUGCCACCAGGAGCUUGGCCAGGCCGGGGAGGCGCACGCUGCCUGCGAACGGGCCCUGUGUCUCCUGGAGGCGCAGGACAGUCACCCGCUGCUGGCCCCCUUCCUGCAGGCCCACAUCCGCCUCUCCUGGGUGCUGGGCAGGGACAAGCGCCAGGCCGAGGCCCGGCUGCAGCGGCUGCAGGAGGCCGGUGGGGCGGACAUGCACCCGCCCACCCUGAAGGAACUGCUCAUCAAGCAGCCCCUGCCCUGAGGAGGCCGGCUGGCUUCACUUUGGAUCAUGGGCAGAAACUGGUACAUUGUUUUAGGGCACAGUGAACUCGUCCCUCCUGCAAGGAACAGCCUCUGGGGCUGUUUAUCUGGGGCUCCGUAGAGGAAUUAGAUGCCUCCCUGUCUUCUGAAAGGGACUUCUUUGUAAUACUUGAAUGCCUGAUGAGGGAAAGGGAUAGCAGCAGCACCUGCCUGCCAUGUAGGCAGAGGGGUACAGCUCCUCCCCCCAAGUGGAAGCCUGGGGGUCCCCAGAGGUGGGUGCUGCUGUUGCUGCUAGUUGGGAGUUCCAGCCUACUGGGGAGAGGGGAGCUGAGGUUCCAGCCCCCAAGCUGAAAAAGGGAAGCUUUUAGAGUGGUUUCCUGGGAUGAGGGGCUGCCUGCUCCCGCCUCUUGCAAUGGGGCAGGGCGUCAAAGGGAAAUGGGGUGGAAACCAGGUCCCUCCCUCCCCUUGCAGCCUCAGGAGACCAGAGCUUUGGAGGGAGGGGCUGCCACCCCUUUAUUAGCGAUAGAGAAAGUCAAGGGCCAGUCUUGUAACUCCCUUCGCCCAAUAAAAAGGAUGCUCGUCA
This is a messenger RNA of Lacerta agilis (Sand lizard), 1722 nucleotides long. RefSeq names its product sorting nexin family member 21 (gene SNX21). The record is from RefSeq and is a predicted model, not a curated record. Gene Ontology annotation, cellular component: early endosome membrane. The transcript has 3 exons. Gene Ontology annotation, molecular function: phosphatidylinositol phosphate binding; protein binding. Gene Ontology annotation, biological process: protein transport. NCBI's taxonomy places the organism in Eukaryota, Metazoa, Chordata, Lepidosauria, Squamata, Lacertidae. Bases 40 to 1140 code for a protein of 366 amino acids.